UUGCCUAACUUGCCUCUUUUUCGUUCAACAUGGCGCUGUUGGUAGGUUCACUGAAAUGUGGAUUUUACUUUCAGAGGAGAAAACUGGCACUUUUACUACAACAGACUAGCUCCUACCAUGUUCUAAAACAUCACAACGGCCAGAAGAACAGGACAUAUCAUCUACAGCAGAAGACAUGCCAGGUUUCAAGCACAUGUACAAGGCCAGCAGCAUGGCAAAACAUAGGAAGGGACAGUCACAGGCAGUUACUGGAAGCUACAAAGGGCUUGAAGUGGUGGGAUGUGGCAGACAAACGAACAUGCUGGCAUGGACACGCUGGUGGAGGUCUGAAUGCGGAUCCAAAGAAUGUGCUGAAGGAAGUUGAUGCACGGAAGAUCCUGGCAGCCAUGUUUUCAUAUGUGUGGCCCAAGGACAGACCAGAUCUCCGGGCACGUGUUGCUGUUUCUCUGGGACUUCUUGCUGGCGCCAAGAUGACGAACAUCGUGGUUCCCUUCAUGUUUAAAUAUGCAGUAGACAACCUCAACCAGAUGUCGGGAAACAUGCUGAACCUGAGUGACGCGCCAAGUACCGUUGCAACCAUGGCAACAACUGUCCUGAUUGGCUAUGGCGUGUCAAGAGCCUGCGCUGCACUUUUCAAUGAGAUGAGGAAUGCUGUGUUUGGAAAGGUGGCCCAGAGCUCCAUUCGGAGAAUAGCCAAGAACGUGUUCCUUCACCUCCACAACCUGGACCUUGGUUUCCACCUGAGCCGACAGACCGGGGCCUUGUCCAAGGCUAUUGACCGCGGGACCAGGGGAAUCAGCUUCGUGCUCAGUGCCUUGGUCUUCAACCUGGGACCGACUGUGUUUGAAGUGGCCCUUGUCAGUGGGAUUUUAUAUUAUAAAUGUGGAGGCCAGUUCGCCUUGGUUACGCUGGGGACACUGUCAGCUUACACGGCCUUCACCAUUGCAGUCACACAGUGGAGGACAAGGUUCAGAAUAGAAAUGAACAAAGCUGAUAAUGAAGCUGGAAAUGCUGCCAUUGACUCGUUACUCAAUUACGAGACGGUAAAGUAUUUUAACAAUGAAAAAUAUGAAGCUGAGAGAUACGAUGGAUUUCUGAAGGUCUAUGAAUCUUCCUCACUAAAAACUACCUCAACACUGGCGAUGCUGAACUUUGGACAGAAUGCUAUUUUCAGUAUUGGGCUCACAGCAAUUAUGAUACUGGCAAGUCAGGGUGUUAUGACAGGGGCCCUCACAGUGGGAGACCUGGUGAUGGUCAAUGGCUUGCUCUUCCAGCUCUCACUUCCUCUGAACUUCCUGGGAACUGUUUACCGAGAAACCAGGCAGGCUCUCAUAGACAUGAACACCCUGUUCACACUCCUCAGUGUCGAUACCAAAAUUAAGGAGAAAGACAUGGCUCCACCCCUGCUGAUCUCACCUCAGACAGCCACCAUCAGGUUUGAGGAUGUAUAUUUUGAAUAUCUGGAAGGGCAGAAAGUUCUCAAUGGUGUGUCCUUUGAAGUCCCAGCUGGGAAGAAAGUGGCACUUGUCGGUGGCAGUGGGUCUGGGAAGAGCACAAUUGUGAGAUUGAUGUUCCGUUUCUAUGAGCCUCAAAAAGGCAGUAUUUACAUUGCCAACCAGAAUAUUCGAGAUAUCAGCCUUGAGAGUCUGCGGAAGGCCAUUGGAGUUGUACCACAGGAUGCUGUGCUAUUCCACAACACAAUUUUAUAUAAUCUUCAGUAUGGAAAUAUCCACGCCUCACUUGAGGAUGUGUACAGAGUUGCAAAGUUAGCGGGGAUUCAUGACGCCAUUCUCCGAAUGCCUCACGGAUACAACACUCAGGUUGGAGAGAGAGGUCUGAAGCUCUCGGGAGGAGAAAAGCAACGAGUGGCCAUUGCCCGGGCUAUCCUGAAGAACCCCCCCAUCCUGCUGUAUGAUGAGGCCACCUCCUCCCUGGACUCCAUCACCGAGGAGAACAUUCUCACUUCCAUGAAAGAUAUGGUGAAAGACCGCACAUCUGUCUUCAUUGCUCACAGGUUAUCUACCACAGUCGAUUCAGAUGAAAUCAUUGUCCUGAAUCAGGGGAGAGUGGUGGAGCGCGGAAGUCACCAGUCUCUACUGAGCAACCCCAACAGCCUGUAUUCAGAGCUGUGGCACACGCAGAACAGCAAGGUCCUGAAUGGCAACAGCCUGCCCAGCGAGGAGCAGAAGAGGCUCUCCCGCAAGGAGGAGGAGAGGAAGAAGCUCCAGGAGGAGAUCCUCAACAGCGUAAAGGGUUGUGGGAAUUGUUCCUGCUGAGAGGAGUGUGUCUGCUAAUGGACAAUACAGCAGUAUUUUGCACUGAGACUCAGGAGUGAGUUAUUUAUAGGAUUACAUGUCCUUCUCCUGUUUUGUAUCCUGGCUUUACAGGAUUGUCAAUAUGGUCCUUGGAACAGAUUGAAGGGACAUUCCCAUUUAAGAGACAGAUUGUUCAAAUCUGCCCCCUGCUUCCAAAGUGACACUUUUGGUAGAUUCAUAUUUUCUCUAAUAUGGAGACACUAAUGCAACUGGGGCUAAAUUGUAAAUGAGGUGCAACAUAAGUGUAUCCAUCCAUACAAUUGUCAGAACACAACCAUGGUUUUCUUUGAAGAAGAAGAAAUGGAAAAGCAAAGCUGUCUGUGGGUUUACCCCUAUUGAAGUCAUGGAUGGUUACCAUUUCACUUAAGUGAGGGUUGAAAUUUAAAUCUGCUGUUGGUGCAUUAUUGACAGUGCACUGGAGGUGCACCUCAGUUUAUUUUUUUAAAUCCUAAAUUGGAAGUAAAAUGAAUACUGGAAUUUCAGAGUUUUACAUGUUAUAUAGAUAAUGGUAAAGAGCAGCCAAAACUGUUUUGCUAAAAUGGUAAAGGUUCAGUUCACUGCUUAAUGUGAACAUAUCAGUAGAGUGCAUUGAUAAAAUGUUUUUAAAAAUUUAUAAUUGGGAUGGGAGGUGUUUGCAUUGCGAGAUUGUUCCAAAAUGUACUAAUAUAAUCAGUGUACAGUGAUAUUCAAAAUUAUGGGGAGAUGUUGACAAUCUGAAUUCAAAUAGACAAAUAAAGCAAGAAUCCUCCUACUUUUUACAUUUAUUUGAAACAGAGGUACUGUUAACAUGGGGGGCUGUUGCUUAGCUGGUGGACUAACAGGGGAUAUAGUACGAAUAGACUAUGUAUUUGCAAACAAACAGUUAAUCAAAUCUUUAACGUAAUGUAAUAUCCUCAUUUGGGGACUCUAAAUAGACUAACAUUACUGAACCCAGAAUCUAGGAUACAGAUGCACAGGCCAUGCCAGUCUCUGUCCUGUCUGUUAUGAUGUUACAGGAAUGAGCCUGGCAAGAGAGUGAAACACAUUAGUUCAUAUACAUGUACUUUUAGGACUGAUAGAACAAAGUAAUAAAUGUUUUUUUACUGUUGUGAAGGUCUGUAAAAAUCCCCCAAAAUAUAUACAGUACAGUUGUUUACAAUUUUCUUUUCUUUCAGUAAGAUUGUCAUGUAUCCCUUCAAUUUUGGCUUUCAGUGAACAUAUUUUGCAAUUAAAGUGUUAUAUCAACAGUU
Messenger RNA from Lepisosteus oculatus (spotted gar), 3544 nucleotides. RefSeq names its product ATP-binding cassette, sub-family B (MDR/TAP), member 7 (gene abcb7). Gene Ontology annotation, biological process: transmembrane transport; intracellular iron ion homeostasis. Gene Ontology annotation, molecular function: ATP hydrolysis activity; ATP binding; ABC-type transporter activity. Gene Ontology annotation, cellular component: mitochondrial inner membrane. Lineage: Eukaryota; Metazoa; Chordata; Actinopteri; Semionotiformes; Lepisosteidae. The record is from RefSeq and is a predicted model, not a curated record.